Messenger RNA from Drepanopeziza brunnea f. sp. 'multigermtubi' MB_m1, 2868 nucleotides. NCBI's taxonomy places the organism in Eukaryota, Fungi, Ascomycota, Leotiomycetes, Helotiales, Drepanopezizaceae. The record is from RefSeq and is a predicted model, not a curated record.
AUGGAGUUCGAUCCGCAACUUGAACCAGAGCCAGAGCCAGAGAGGCUAGAUUCCCAUGAAAAAGUGCCUCGGAAGUUCAAAGAUCUUUUCAAGUCAUGGAAAGGCCGAGCAGGCAAAUUGGAUCCAGCCCGUGCUGAAGAGCUUGCAGGUCUGGCAAACGUCGGGCUCAAGCAUCAAGACAUUUCAAUGUCUGUGCUCUGGCAAGCAUUUCAGUCGUUUCACGUACCUCCUGGUCUCUAUGGAAGCUUUCCUCUAACCCUUCCAGAAGUUCCAGCCGUUCCAGGAGUUGAAGCAGCGGGAACUCCUAGAGCUUACCACUCGACCAGAGUGCCGGGUUUGGUCGUUAUACCCUCACUUCUCCCUCCUGCUAUUCAGCAAGAGCUUCUUUCCAGAUUGUUACAUCGAGAUCUCAAUAAUCCAGAGCACAACACAAAUCUCCAUCUUCACUACAAUGUCCAAUAUCCGGAAGCAUCAUCGUCACAUAGACAUUCUUCCUCUUCCUUCUUCGCUGGCUCCCCUGAACGCGUCUCCUUUUUACCAAAGAAUCCCGCAGAGCACAAGCCCCUCACAAUGCAGCAGGCUCUCCAGAAGAAAUUGCGUUGGAUGACGUUGGGUGGACAGUAUGACUGGACCAAGAAGAAGUACCCGGAGGAAUCUCCUCCUCAUUUCCCACCGGAUAUUGCUGCACUUAUCCGAAAGCUUUUCCCAGAUAUGAAACCAGAGGCGGCGAUUGUCAACAUCUACUCCCCCGGGGAUACGCUGGGCAUGCAUCGCGAUGUGAGCGAGGAAGUCGACGAAGGCCUGGUGAGCAUCAGCAUAGGCUGCGAUGCCGUCUUUAUCAUUGGCCUGUGCGACCAUGAUUCAGGUCUUGAGGUUCAUUACGAAGUGCUGCGACUACGUUCUGGCGAUGCGGUUUACAUGACAGGCAGGUCGCGCUUGGCUUGGCAUGGCGUCCCGACCGUGGUUUCCGGUACUUGUCCAGGAUACCUGGAGGAAUGGCCGGUUCCCGAGACUACGGGAGCCUCCGUGCAGUCCGAUCAUAAAAGGUUGUAUUCCCUCCACCGCUUUUGCCCGACAAUUUUCUUGUCUGUUCGCAAUAGGAUGAUGAUCGACUGGAAACGGUUAGGGGAGAAGAAGCGGGACUCGGUCAACGCACUCAUCCCUAAACCAUGGCUUCUGACCUCACCUCUCCCGUCGGCGACUGAACAGCGAGAUGUCACCGGCAAAUUUAUCCAGAAGUAUCUGUCGCCUAGAGAAGUUGAAAUUACGGAAACCGAUGCCGUCGGUAUAGUCGAGAAAACAACCUCAGGAGUCAAUUGUCUUCACGAGAUCUUCUUUGACGCUGCUCUUGCCGAUGCUCAGAAACUGGAUGACUAUUAUGCAGAGUACAACAGACCGGUCGGGCCUCUUCAUGGACUUCCAGUCAGUCUCAAGGACCAGUUCCAUGUCAAGGAUGUUGAAACCACAAUGGGAUAUGUUGGCUGGAUCGGUACAUUUGAAGGCAAAACAGGAACCAACAAAGAGAAAGCCUUCGAGAGUGAAAUGGUCAGAGAACUUCGACAUCUCGGCGCAGUACUUUAUUGCAAGACCUCUGUCCCUCACACUCUCAUGGCAGGUGAAACAGUCAACAAUAUCAUUGGCUAUACCUGGAACCCCAAAAACCGCAACUUGGCCACCGGAGGAAGCUCUGGAGGGGAAGGUGCUCUCAUUGCUCUGAAGGGUAGUCCAGUAGGCUUUGGCACAGAUAUUGGCGGGAGCAUCCGUAUCCCAGCCGCUUUCAAUGGACUUUACGGUAUCCGUCCUUCGAGUGGGAGAAUGCCCUACGAAGGUAUGGCAAACAGUAUGGACGGCCAGAACUCGAUUCUCUCCGUCGUUGGCCCGCUGGGUACUUCCGUAGGAGCGUUGAGAUUAGUCAUGAAAGCCAUACUCAGUCAAAAGCCUUGGCUAUACGAUCCUCUCGUAACCGAGAUCCCGUGGCGUCAUGAGCAGGAACAAGCUGUGCUGGACAUCGUCAAGUCUAGUGGGGGUGGCCAACUCGUGUUUGGCAUUAUGGCCGAAGAUCGUGUAGUCCGGCCGCAGCCUCCUGUUCGCAGAGCAAUCGAUAUCGUUACCAAGCUGAUUGAGAAUCUGGGCCACAAAGUCAUGACUUGGGACCCUCCUGAUCACUCGGUGGCUGCCGAACUCGCACUCAAAACAUGGAUGUUCGAUGGUGGAUCUGAUGUACAUGGUGCAUUUGCCCUCUCAGGCGAACCAAUGGCCAACCAAAUCGCAUCAACCUAUGGUAUUCGUAAAGAAGAAUACACCGGCUCCCAAAUAUGUGCCGUUAACGUCGCCAAACGCCAAUACCAAAAAGCUUACAUGGACUACUGGAACUCAACUUCCUCAAUAACUGGCACCGGCCGUCCCGUCGAUGCCGUCAUCGCGCCACUCGCCCCGUUCGCGGCUGCCAGACCAGAUAUGUAUAAAUACUACGGUACGUAUGAUUUUGGACAUGUAGAGGUAAAAAAAACUAAACGUGUUUUGCCAGCCUAUACGGUCUGGGUCAAUCUCCUGGAUUACUCAGCUGCAGUGCUGCCCGUUAUGACUGUGGACAAGACGUUGGAUGUUGUGGAUCAGGGCUAUCAGCCACUGAAUGCGCAGGAUAAGAAGGCUUGGGAAGCUUGUGAGUGCUAUUUAUUAUCGGUGAAGAUGGGGCACUGGGCUGGCUGUUCAGGAAGCCUUUCUGACGUUGACACUCUUACAGAUGAUCCGGAUCUUUACGAUGGAGCGCAUGUUUCCUUGCAAAUUGUGGGAAGGCGGUUCCAGGAAGAGAAGGUACUUGCUCUUACCGAGUAUCUUGGCGACGCAUUGGGGAAGCACGUUGUAUGA